AUGGCGGCUUCUGCGUAUGAUAAAGCAGUGGAGCUCUAUUCAGUGAUAUACAUCAAAGGCCUGAAGCCUCCCAGGGACCUUUGGCAAAAGCUUACGAAUGAGGGAGUUGUAAUAAACUCUAUGGGAAAGCCAGAAGAGAAACAAGUAGCUGAUGAGGAGAUCAUAACCCAGAUUAAGGCAUGGGCUGAGACUUGUAGAAAAGGCACGAUGUUACUUACAACAUCCGAUGGUGACUAUGGUGAAUUGAUGACCUCGUUGGAGAAGUCUGCUUACACUACCGAGCUUGGACCUGCUGGAUCAAUGGUUUCUCCUACCUUGAAAAUCGUUGUUUGGGCUGAAACAAAAGAAGAAGCGUGUGUGGAUUGGCUAGCCACUAGGCAUGGGAUUAUUACCGGGGAUCUUUUACACCUGUUGAAUGGAGUGUCUAUUCCUGAAAGAAUACGAAGGCAAGGAUGGAGGAGAUUUACGCUUCCAAAGGCAGAAGAUGAUGACAGCCACAGCAAGAACGAACAAGAUGCAGAUCAAGAUCAGGUCACCCAAGGAAAUGCUCUUACUAAGAGUCAUUCUGGCAGCUGA
Molecule: messenger RNA, 576 nt
Organism: Arabidopsis thaliana (thale cress)
Lineage: Eukaryota; Viridiplantae; Streptophyta; Magnoliopsida; Brassicales; Brassicaceae
Exons: 4
Coding region: 1-576 (191 amino acids)
Source: RefSeq, marked reviewed